UCCCCCGGCUCUCCCCGCGGCGGGCACCGGGCGGGCGGGGCGCGGCCCCCGGCGGCGGGCGCUGAGCGCGGGCCAUGCCGCUGCCGGGGGGGGCCGCCAGGGGCCCCGCUGCCGGUGCGGCGGCGGCGGCGCGGGAUGAGGAGCAGCAGGAGGAGGAGGGCGAGGAGGAUCUCCGCGACGGCGGCGUCCCCUUCUUCGUGAACCGCGGCGGGCUGCCCGUGGACGAGCCCACCUGGGAGCGGAUGUGGCGGCACGUGGGCAGGAUCCACCCCGACGGGGAGCGGGUGGCGCGGAGCAUCCGCGGCGCCGCCGAUCUGCCCAAGAUUCCCAUACCAAGUGUGCCUGCGUUCCAGCCGUCCACCCCUAUCCCUGAGCGCUUGGAAGCUGUACAGCGCUACAUCAGGGAGCUUCAGUACAAUCAUACUGGGACACAAUUCUUUGAGAUUAAGAAGAGCAGACCUCUGACUGGGCUGAUGGACCUGGCCAAAGAAAUGACCAAAGAGGCCCUGCCAAUAAAAUGCCUGGAAGCUGUGAUCCUGGGAAUUUACCUCACCAACAACAUGACCACGCUGGACCGUUUCCCCAUCAGCUUCAAAACCCACUUCUCAGGGAACUACUUCCGACACAUUGUGCUGGGGGUGAACUUCGGAGGGCGCUAUGGGGCACUGGGCAUCAGCCGACGGGAGGAGCUCAUGUACAAAGCACCCGUCUUCCGCACACUGAGCGAACUCAUCUUUGACUUCGAGGAGGCGUAUCGCCGCUGCUGGCACACUCUCAAAAAGGUGAAGCUGGGCCACUGUGUGUCCCAUGACCCACACAGUGUGGAGCAGAUUGAGUGGAAGCACUCCAUCCUGGAUCUAGACAAGCUAACCCGGGAAGACUUCCGCAAGGAGCUCGAGAGACAUGCCCGUGACAUGAGACUAAAGAUUGGCAAAGGAACUGGGCCACCAUCUCCCACCAAGGACAGAAAGAAAGAUGUCUCCUCCCCACAAAGAGGUCAGGCCAGCCCCCAUCGGCGCAACAGCCGCGGGGACAGACGGCCAUCUGGUGAGAAGAAGCCUGCCGAUUCCAAAGCCAUGCCAGACCUCAGUGGGUACCAGAUCCGUGUGUGAAGAGCGCUGUGCCUCGUGUGCCUGGCUCCACAGACUUGUUGCUGGCCACAACUGGGACCUGGAUCCAGUUGCAGUGAUUCUGACAAAAGGGACAGGGGCACAGGAGCAGAAAAAGUGCUGAUUGUCCCAGGUACUUCCUAGUGGGCCAGUCCCAGAGCUGGAUCCCAUGGGUCCCAUAGGAUUCACCUGCCUGUUUCUGGGAGAGGUGUCCAUCCUAAUUCAAUGAAACAAGUAUUUUACAAAAAAAAAGAAAAAAAAAAAGAAAAAAAAGAAUCUGUACCCUAGUGGGAGUUUGCUGCAGGAAGAAUAUGAAGGGAGUGGGGUCAGCACACUUGCUGACAAUUUUUUUUGUGUUGACAGCAACUAGAUGAAGCAUUUUGUUGACAGUACUUCCUCCCUGUCUGCACACAAGUCUUCAACCCAUCCAAGGCCUGCAGGGCUGAGGGAGAAUUGAUGCUGGAAUAGGAUGGCCACCACAUCCUGUGCAAAAACUCCUGGUUUUGUCAUUAUGAAUCCUUUGUUUAGCAGUGUUUUUGUGAGAGACAGAGCUGAAUUUGCUCAGCCUGAUUUAUUGAUCAUGUAGGGCCUCUCAUCUGGAGAAACCACAUCUCAUGUGUUUAGUCCUGCCUAUUUCAAAACAUUUCAUUGUCUGUGAAGCGGCAGACAGUGGGGUGAUGAUCUUCUUGACCCAUUGUGACACUGGUGAGCUGUUGUCGUAAGUCCUUUUGUGGUUGAGUGGGUCAGGAUACGCCUAUGCCAUUGCCAUAUGAAAACAGUCGGAGAGACCGCAAUCAUCCCAGCAGUGGAGGCGCGCAGGGGCUGGUGGGAAGCCUGAACUCUGAGUUCUCUCUUUGUCAGCCUUCUCUCUAUUAACUUCUAGUGACAGCUACUGUGAAAGCUUGCAGAAAGCACUGAAGUAACCGAGAUGUGAGUUUCAAGAGUAAAUAGUUAAAGAAAGAUUUUAAUGAUGUGAAUGGGUUUUAUAAGCAUUUUUCCUUUUCACGGGGGUCUCGCUCCUUCCUCACUGCAGUGUUAGUGCUAGAGUAACAGAGACCUGUUGGUGGGAAGCCCUGCUCAAGCAGAUUGCGGCUGCUUUCCUGACAGCUCAGCCUGGAGCCUCCUAAAAGUAGUUCCCCACCCCAGUCCUGUGCUUGUGUUCUGGCUCUUGGGACAGAAGCAGUAUUUAACAGUACCACUUCUGCUAGAGCUAAUGCUUUCUGCCUGCUUACAGCCUUGACCCUUCCUACGCUGCUUUUCAGGGGAGCGUUGUACUACUGAUUAAGCAGCGUAAUGCUGGUCAGAAAUGCGGAGCGUUGUCAGAGGUCUCUCUUUGAAGCCUGUGGCCUGGAAACCGUGGGGUUGCCAGAAGUCAGAGCAGCGUGGCCUUGAGGUCAUCUGGAUGUGUGAAUCCAGGGGGUGCAAAAACUGAGCUCGGGAGCGGAAGCAUCCUUGAAAGAAACUGAGUCUUAUUUUAUCACAGCACUGACUAGGAGCCAAACUUUCUGAAAUGUUACAUAUUUAAAUUCGUUAGAACUGGGCUUAUUCUUUCUUGUGAAUGUGUUAGAAACAUUAUGAAACUUCGCUCUACCAGGCUGUUUGUUGCUGUAUUGCUGUGCCAUACCCUCAUAUAAGCAGUGCUAUUUUGGUGGCAGAGAAUGGGUUCUUAUCCCCAAACAAAUCAGCUCUUCUGUCGAGUUAAACAGUGUUAAUCCUUGGAAGCGCCACCCACAAGCGACUUAACUCAGGCCUUAACAGAUUCCUAAUUGUACAUCGUUAAGCGUGAUGUAACUUUCAAGGCAGUAUAUCCACACCGCUGCAGUCCGUCCCUCCAAGCUCUCUUUGUAGCCUGUACUCCUCUGCUCUGCUGUACAACCAGGGGGACGAUCCAUAGUAAAGUGGCAGAACUUCCUGCUGAUCCAGGAUGAGGUUAAUCCAGAAGGGGAUGCCAGUUUCCACAGUGUAGUGCAACACUUGUCCCCUUUCUUGCAGUCCAGCUACACGCAACAAUUUGAAGUCAGACAGCAGGAGCAGCCCAGCACCCGUUUGGCUGUGUCCUCUGGUCAGUUUUGUGCGGCUAUAAAUUAACACACUUAGUGUCUGGACGCUGACAGUGAUGUUAGCGGUAAAGGUACCACAGUUACCUAUAAAUAGGAGUCACUUGGGAGCUCGAAACUGCCUUUGCAUAAUGUCUGCUCUGCCGUGGACUGAGAGUUCAGGUGCCACUGUGAAUCGUACGAUAAACACAAGCAGCAGCCAGCAGGGAAGGCUCUGUGUCAGGUUUUGUUAAAGUGAAUGAAAUUCAGCAGGGAAAAAAAAAAAAAGCCACUUGGAUAAAAGUAGGCUGCGUCCACACCAUGGCUUUGGUUGGUUGCUUAAUUAGUUAAUUCAGAGUAACUGGAAAGCUCUUGAGAAUAAUUAGUAGCUUCAUAUAGAGCACAUUCGAUAGCUGGACAGAACUGAGCCGUUUUAGUUGGAAAGGAGAAGUGUGUUGGGGGAAGAAAGACUUCAAAACAGAUGAGGCGAGUGAGGGGUCAGCUCCAAUCUAAAGAUGCUUUCUUGAGAGUAGGGUAAAAGGGAUGCUCAGCAGUGUUAGAUAACCAGGGUAGAAUGGCUUCAGACAAAAUGUUUCGUUUGACCUGUUAAUUAAGCACUUUCAUGAGGACGUAACUGAGGCCAAUAGCUUAGAAGACCACAUGAGUGGAUGUUUAAGGAAUGAAUGACAGGUAGAGUUCAAGGUCUCUUAAUCCUCAGCGUAGCCAGACAAGAAUAUCCUCUUUCAAGAUCUCGUUGCACAAUUAUGUACGUUAGGAGGCAUUUAAUUCUUCUCACAUAUCUCGUGUUGAUGACUUCUCAAGAUGGACACAGGAGCAGACACAAGCCCUCUACUAGGGCGACUAUUUCAAGCCUUCUGCUGUGUUUCUCUGUGGUAGAAUUUUUGCUCCUUACUAUUUCUGUAUCUCUAGUUUAGCAGAUGGUGCAAGAAAUUGGAAAAUGGCCAAACAAUUUUCCUCUUCUUGCUGUUGCUCCCAUCAUCUUUGUAACAAGAGGAAUCGCUUCAAUACAAAGCUUAGCUUCCUUGCUACCAAACAAGACAACUUCCCCCUGUGACUCAGAGGAUUGGUGCAAUCCAGUUUUAUGCUGUUAGAAACCUGAGGGUAUAAUGAAAGAUGAACUUUUGCACUUCUACUUCUUUGCACCUGCUCUGGCUUCUGGUCUGUCUGCCUUUAACCGUAAGGAAAAAUGCUGAAGAUGAGUCUUUUUCACUUCUGCAGUCUUUAGAGCUGCAGAGGAGGAAUGAAAACAAGGAACUAGACUGUAACUCUAAUAUUAGAGGCUGUGGAACAAAAAUGAUGGAUCUUGAGGAGUCCUAUUAAUUAUUUAAUGUUAAAUAUUAGUAUGAUCACUCGUGUGGCUCUGGGGUGCAGUUCCACUGUUCAGUAGGUCGCACCCGAUGUCUGUUCUGCAGUAUAAGUCCUUCUGAACUCUGUGGAAGGGAACUGCCUCCACACACGAGGAAUGCAGAGACACUGCCUGUGUUGUAGGGGAAGUCCAGGUGAGCUUUGGAAGCCUUGAACAAGUUCUGACCUACGACUAGCAAAACUAUUUUAAAUGUAAUGCAAACUUUGAAAUAAGAGUUCCUCUUUAUACUUUUAUGCAGACAAGUCCCUUGAUACCUGGCCAACUGCAGUUUUUUAAAUGGAUGAAUGGAUUAGCGAGCAAAACUUUCUGCUGUGGUGUCACUCUGAUAUGAACAUCAUAUGCUAAAGAGCAGGGUUGGGUGUCCAUCAGUCUGUGACACACUAGCCUUUUUUUAACUCUGAUAUGAUAAACUAAAUGAGUCUUUAGAAACUUAAGGUAAGUUAGCAAGUAUUUUAGCUGGGAGUGGAGUGUUUUUUCCAGUUGACUAUUUUACCUGUGUGCCACUGUAUUGGUCAAUACGUAGUAUGCUUGGAUCUACCAGAAUAAAUUACUCCAGAACUGUGGUGGAAACAUAGUUUCUGUUCAUGCAGUAGCUGUAUUGCUGUUAUUAGAUCUGCUUAAUAUAAAGAUUUAUGUUUUUUUAAAAGUAUUUCAGGUGAAAGCCUUAAUCAGGUGCCUGCCCCUUAAGGUAGGCUCAAAUGUGGUGGUGUAUAGACUGAAACGUGACUCUCCUUAAAACUGUGGAGUUUAACAAACCAUAACGAACAGAAGAAUGCUCCUGUUGCCAAAGGGCAAGAGUCUGGAUUUGAUGGGCUUGACUUUGCUCCAGUGGCUCUGGCUAAUCACUUCAGGUGGUUGCUUUAGCCACUUGCUCCUUCUAAGUCAAGUAUUUGAAGUGGUCCUGAUGA
This is a messenger RNA of Cuculus canorus (common cuckoo), 5440 nucleotides long. RefSeq names its product vasohibin 1 (gene VASH1). The coding region runs from base 75 to 1112 and encodes 345 amino acids. NCBI's taxonomy places the organism in Eukaryota, Metazoa, Chordata, Aves, Cuculiformes, Cuculidae. Gene Ontology annotation, biological process: regulation of angiogenesis. The record is from RefSeq and is a predicted model, not a curated record. Gene Ontology annotation, cellular component: cytoplasm. The transcript is spliced from 7 exons.